Pecten maximus is the source of this 3490-nucleotide messenger RNA. RefSeq lists its product as uncharacterized. NCBI's taxonomy places the organism in Eukaryota, Metazoa, Mollusca, Bivalvia, Pectinida, Pectinidae. The record is from RefSeq and is a predicted model, not a curated record.
AAGAAAAGAUGGCGCAUUUAUAACACGUGAGAGGGAGGAUGAAAAAUGGAUAAAUAUCUCGGUAGCAUCAUUGACACUGAUGAAGCAGUAAUUGCAUUUCACUAAUAUGGAAAGGUUGCAUUGUUGGUAUUCAUACAAAUGAGCAGCUGUUGAUGACAAAUCAGAUGCAGUUGACAAGACACUGAUAAAAUGGCUCACCCAAACAAGGAAAUCUAUCUUUCUGAAAACAACAUUGUCCAGUCUGAAAUAGACGAAUCUGGUAAUCUUGUGUUUUAUGUGAUGCCAGAGAAGUCUGUACAGCAGGGCCCUACUACAGAUCUGAUUUACAAUGUAGUUGAGCAGCACAGACAGUGUGAUGAAAUAGGCGCUAGUUCUGUCCUUGAUUCUGACCCACAGCUGAUUGCCAACCCAAGUGCUACUAUGUCCAUGGACGCAAAGGGCACGGUUUACCAAUACCAGUAUACAGUGCCGGCGCCAUCAGUGGAAAACUACCAGAUACUUCUUGAAGAUGGGGCAACAAACUCUAAUAUGGAGAAAGUUCGUGUGGAGAGGGUCAAUUCAGUCGAACAAUUUCCAUCUGAUAACUUGACUUCCACAAUUUCAGCAGAUAUGUUGAACGACAGUACUACCGCAGACAUCAUCUUGGCUUCCGCUGGACCUGACAUUGGUAACACUUCUACUAUACAAGUGCAGACCUUUCCAUCCCGGGACUGUGGCACUAUGAUUUCCACACCAUUUACUCCAUCAAAUGUGUCUCUUCAUAACCAGCUUAUGCAGGAUCCAUCUAAUUUAGAAGAUGCACAGCUACUUAACAAUUUCAGUGCUGAGGCCUUAGAAAGUUUACAGUCAUUAUUGGAUGUAGAUGUAGACACCACUAUUACAACUACAACAGAGGAGCUGAUGGAUUCAGCCUUUGAAACACGACACACGUCCAUCAGCCAUCAGGGUAACAUCAACUCACACCAAACAAACCUAGAACGACACGUUAACCAAAGGCUGACAAAUGAAGGAGCUUCAUUUAGUGAAAGUCAUGGGGAUGUGAGAAGAUCGAAAAGGGUUUUAGCAAAGACUCGUAACCAAGGAUAUAAAAAGGCUUUAUCUUUUGAAUCAAUAGCUGAGCAGGAAAUGAGAGAAAGUAUAUCUGCCAAACAGAGAUUCUCUCGAGGUACCCAGCAAGAGAUAAUUGGUGAUGAGAAAUUCAUGAAAGAGGAAGAUGUAAAUGUGGUGAAAAAAAGCGUGAGCAGUUUUCGCCCCAAUUUCUCUUCAUAUCCCUCAACAUGUAAAUGUAAGCAUAAAUCAAAAGGGACAGACAUUCCAGUGGAACAAAUCUGGUUACACAAGAAUCAAAUGUACUAUUUGCCUCAGAUUAACAUUUUGGUGAUAAGUUAUGAGGAAUUUGUUGGCUUUCUUCGUAAAGACAAGUGGUAUGUCAGUGUUGGCGAGAUAACACAUAGACUGAUUCCUAACUUUCGUAAUGAGGUAGAGUCAUAUCUUGUUAAAAAUGUGUGUGACAAACAGUUUCUUUCACUUGAGGAAAUAGAAUAUCUCAAGCAGAGAAAGUGUGUCAAUCACGGCAUGAAAUCUGGUAUCAUGAUCUCUUUGGACACACUAAGAGAGAUGUGCAAGUUUCUAGCCAGUACCAAAGCAUUCAUACAGGCGCCAACAACAGGACUGUCUAAUGCUGCUCAUGGUAACAUCUACAGAAAGUUACUGGAAAAGAACACCAGAUGUUCCAAAUGCGGUGGUGCAGUCUGGGAUGUUAACACUAUAGAUAGGUACGUACUUGUGGACUCCCUUGAAAUACACCAUCAUACGAAAAUCCAGGACCCUGCUUCACAGCAGAUCUCUCCACAGAAGUCCAUGUAUAUUGGAGAGGUUACCAUAGGAAAGAUAUUUUUUCAGUCUUUCAAACUAGAUGAGUUGAUUUACAUUUCUCUCAAGGAAAUUGUUGAGUGUCAGGUGUUCAACCUCCAAAUACUCCAGUCAAGACUUGUGCAGCUACAAUACCGACCACGUCCAGCACCCACCGCAGUUGAUAGCUACUUUCUCAAAGUUAACUCGGAAGUGAACCAAACAUUGUGGAUCGACCUGAUGACGUUGCGCUGCGUCUGUUGUAUGAGUCGACUACGCUCCCCACCAUCGCAGGUUGAAUUAUUACUACAGAUGUUCUCAAGGGGUCAAUAUACCUGUAGCUUUGACACCGAGAUAACUGCUGUUGAUGAUUAUGACUCCGUUAAUAACGAGACUGUGUAUACGUUAGAUCCUCAUUCAUACAAGAUCACUACCAAACAUAAUUACACAAGUUCUGUCAAUGCAAGUGCAAGCCGUAAAGUCCAGUGUUCAUCGUCUACUGAGGAAGAGAAAGGGCAAGACACUACAAGAGUAGAUUUGAAUAGUGACCUUCCUUUGAAACCCAAGAUGAAGGCUCGUAAAGUGACUGCAGUCAGAUGUUCACCCCAAAAACUGGAAUCAUUGUCCCUCAAGCCAGGCGUGUACUAUUUUUCUGACAAGAACAGUAUUGUGGAGUUCCUGAAAGAUGGAUCAGGGGAGAGGACUGUCCUAGAGGAAUUAGAGAGUCAAAUCACCGAUCAGAAAAUAUCCACAAAAUCCAAAUCCAUUAAGUUCCAGGUGAAACCUGCUCCAAAUAAAGUACCACACCUACUGAGGAACGAGGUAAAAACCUAUUCACGCAAAAAAGAGGAAAAUAAAAAGACACAUGCUGCACCCAAGAGAGGCUACAAGAGAAAGUUCAAGGACUUGGAAGUGGACACAAACAUCACAAAUAUUAAAAAAGUGAGAGGUGUUCCAUGUUCUGAGGAUAAAACAAGGAAGGAAAGUGAUGUCUCGAGCUCAGUGCCGUUUUAUGCACCUCCCCUAUCAUCACAGCAUGAUAUUCAUGAAAAGAAUGCAUCCGUGUAUAAUAUACCAUCAAACCAUCCUUGUGAUCAUGGCCAAGUGGAGAGUCCAGAAGUUCAGAACAAGAAUGUGGACAGUACGGCAGCCAAUAAUAUGGAAGAAGAGGUGGAGUAUCCACAUAAUGGAAUUGAUAGAGUUUGUUUUGAAAGCCACCCUGGGUCCGCAAAGCAGUACUCUCAGGAAUCAUAUAUGCAGGACACAGGAAAGAUGAAUGAUGUUCAGGAGGACAGCUGUGAUUUCUACAAUGACAAUGACUUUGAAGAAAUUGAAGAAGAGUCUACCUAUUUAAACACUGAUGAUAAGGCUAACAAUAACCUGCCAUCUGGAAGAACAAUAGUGUCAAAAAAUCAUAUCUCCUCUCCUGUUCCUUCAGAUAUUUCAAAAGUCAAGCAUCAGAAUUUGUCUGCAUCAACACCACGAUCUUCAAGGAAGGGAAUGCAAAGGGCUAUUACUCCAAUAAAGACAUUCCUUCAUUCAUCAGAUUCAGAGCCAUUGUCAAGUGUGCCCAAUGUACAUUUGACAGAACGGACUAGUAAUUAUGAACAUCCAUUUUCCCAAGGGCAUUCCAUAGAAG